AUGGAGUCCACCCCUAGUAAGUUUGCAGAUGACACAAAACUGGGAGGAAGUGUCGAUCUACUUGAAGAGUGUGAAUAUAGAGGGGAUGAUGUUGGUAGAGUGGUAUGGCUUCUAUUGAUAGAAAUUGUAUAUGGAGGCAAAAUCCAGAUCACAGAAGUUUGUGGAGCCAAGCGCGUGGGUUAUUUUGGUCCUGCUCAAUUUUAUAUUGCUUUGAAGCUAAUUGCAGCAGCACAGUCAGGGUUCCCAGUACGGAUUGAGAGCAUUAAGAAUGAAUUGCCUCUGCCACGGUUUAUGGCGCUGAAAAAUGACAGUGAAGUACGUUACGGGACUCCAGCAGAACUCCAUGGAGUUAAAUUUCAGGUUCCACAUGGAACUUUGGAAAAAAAUUCCUACAAAAGAACAGAUGAAGGGGACAAACAGGAACCCAAGUCUCCACCAAUGUCUCCAAUCUGUUCACCUCCUGCUUCUCCAUCUACUUAUCAGAGAAUACCCUUAAGUUAUGGAUACAGUAAAUCGAGAAGUGGGCUGGAGCAGCAACAUGGAGCUCCUUACGAAGUCAGACACUCUACUCACCAGCAAGAUGGGCCAUCAUCAGGGAAUUAUGGAGCCAAACCUGCACUCGCAUGUUCAAGUCUUAAUCAGUCUCUUUCAGCGGAGAGGGAGCAGCAGGAGAGCAGCACCCACUACUCGGACGACCCUUGGAGGAUAACGGAGGAGCAGCGAGACUACUACAUCAACCAGUUCAAGUCCCUGCAGCCUGACCUGAACUCUUUUGUGUCAGGUUCCGUGGCAAAGAAUUUCUUCACAAAAUCAAAGCUGCCCAUCCUAGAGCUUUCUCACAUCUGGGAGCUGAGCGAUGUGGAUUGCGACGGGGCGCUGACACUCCCCGAGUUUUGUGCUGCUUUCCACCUCGUGGUUGCGAGGAAGAACGGUUACCAGCUGCCGGAGACGCUGCCGGAGACGCUGCUGCCUGAGUACCUUCAAGCAGCUUCUUUGAAGCCCGUGUGUGACUGCGCACUAUUUGAUUCCUACUCUGAGUCAUCGCCAGGCGGUCAGAAGGCUCGGGACUUUGGUCGGACAGAGAAGACAUCAGCUGAAGAGGUAACUGAUAACUCUGCCCUGUUACAAGAUGGAAAGAAAGAUGACAAACAAGCUCUUAAAGUAAGCACUGCUCUCAAAACAAUACCAAAGGAAUUUCAGCACUUGACUGUGAAAACAG
This is a messenger RNA of Apaloderma vittatum (bar-tailed trogon), 1219 nucleotides long. RefSeq names its product RALBP1 associated Eps domain containing 2 (gene REPS2). The annotation marks the transcript as partial. The transcript has 12 exons. Gene Ontology annotation, cellular component: plasma membrane; cytoplasm. Gene Ontology annotation, molecular function: protein binding; calcium ion binding. Lineage: Eukaryota; Metazoa; Chordata; Aves; Trogoniformes; Trogonidae. The record is from RefSeq and is a predicted model, not a curated record. Gene Ontology annotation, biological process: endocytosis; endosomal transport.